Messenger RNA from Kwoniella shivajii, 1932 nucleotides. RefSeq lists its product as uncharacterized. Gene Ontology annotation, biological process: DNA repair; DNA recombination. The transcript has 3 exons. Gene Ontology annotation, molecular function: ATP binding; DNA ligase (ATP) activity. Lineage: Eukaryota; Fungi; Basidiomycota; Tremellomycetes; Tremellales; Cryptococcaceae. The coding region runs from base 1 to 1932 and encodes 643 amino acids. The record is from RefSeq and is a predicted model, not a curated record.
AUGUCACGCUCAGCACUCUUUGGUAUGGGUAUUCGGAUCCUUCGUGGCCAUCAAAUUUGUGAACCCUCUCGGAUCCAAUUACUUCCACCUACAGCUUGCCUUACUUCACUACAAUCUCUCUUUCUUCGACGACAGUCUUCAUCCGCCAUCGCUCGGGAGUAUGAUGAUUCUGGUAUUGAGGAUGAGCCGACUUUGACAGCCCUGCAGCUUGGUCGGUUAGCUGAUCUACAGCAAAGAGUAUCAGCGGAGAAUUCGAAAUUUGGUAAACAGAGGAUUAUAGCUGAGUACCCGGAUCUACGUAGGAUACUGGAAUAUGUAUAUGAUCCUACCCUUCGAACCCAUCUCACAUACACUUCGUAUAAGAAUUAUGUCAAAUCUCUUCCCCAUGGCCCUCCGUGGAUCGAUCCCCCUGAAGACAUCUUCGAGCUUUUUGAUAAACUAUCCAGGCGAUCUAUAACAGGGAAUAUAGCCAAAAACAUAGUACACUCUUUCCUUGCCGAGAAUGAGAUCAUUCACGAUCCUAGUUUGAUGGAUGUUUUCGGUAGAUUGUUAGAUAGAAAUCUAGUUGCUGGUUUCGGUGCCAAUACGUUGAAGCUAGUGGAGUGGCCUCAACACGGAGAACCACCGAAUGAUAAGGAAAGAAUUCAACCUACUACCUCCUGCAAUUCCAAUACUCUAUCAUUGGCUGCACCAAAACCCACGAAACCAGGUGAAUCGUCAUCCGCACUUGGCUCCUCUUUCGUAAAUACAACACCCAUUCAUCCCAAAGCAAGUUACCUUGAUAAAUUCGAAGUCGCUCUCGGAAAAUCUCUUGAACCACCUUUUGAUUCCCUUUUCAAAGGUGGAUCUCAAUGGUAUGCCUCUAGGAAAUUAGAUGGAGUGAGGUGCAUUACCUUCCUAGAUUUGCUUAUACCGUUCAACUCAGCCUCAUCUACUGAUCCUCUCGAAGUCUUAUCGAUCCAUUUCGUUUCCCGGACCGGAAAACCAUUCACCUCUCUCGCCAAACUGCAAGAACAGUUAUUGCACUUAUCGCAUCUGCCUGGUUUACGGAAAUGGCUUGAUGUAGAUCCUACAAUAGUUGAGGAACAACCUGAAGGGGUAGUGAAAAGAUUGAUUCUGGAUGGGGAGGUCUGCGUUAUGAAGCGCAAGACUGAAGAAGAAUUGAUCACCUCUCAGGCUAGGGAUGAUGGUUCAGUCGCCGAUACAAUGUGGAUAGCGAAUGAUCCUUUCGUUGAAGAUUUCUCGUCUACCGUCUCGGCAAUGAGACGCUCCGAUACAAUCCAACAUCUAAAUUACUUCUUGUUCGACGUAUUAUCAUUCGCUGAACUAGACAACAAAACGUCAAUUCAGCAACCAGGGCUGGGGAAGCGAUUCGGAGAGAGAAUAGAGGAUAUAAGACACUUGGGCGCAUGGUUGAAUGGAAAACUGGAUGAAGUUGGAGUGCAUGAGAAGAUGGUCAAAGAUCUAAAACAGAUCAAAGUCGUCGGAGUGAAAGACGUGGAAGGUAUGGUGGAAAGAGCGGCUAGAGAAGGGUGGGAAGGAAUCAUACUCAGAAAAGACGAAGGCUACAGAGGCAAAAGAUCCAAUGACAUUCGCAAGUUCAAGAAAUGGCUGGAUGCAGAGUACCAAGUCCUUGCCCUCGACACCUCGUCAAUGCGAUUGUCAAUCAAUGGUACUUUCGGUGAACAUGAGGCAUUAGCCAAUGUAUGGAUAGAACACGAGGGCCAUCGUGUAUCUGUUGGGUCAGGAUUCACAGCAGAUCAAAGGAUUAAAUAUGCCAAAAACCCAGAACAGAUUGUAGGCAAAUGGAUCACGGUUGAAUACUUCAGCGAAUCAGACUCAAUGGAAAGAUCUCAAAAAGGGAAUAAAGGCAAAAGCUUGAGAUUUCCAAGGAUCAAGAUGGUUUGGGAAGAAGGAAAACGAGGAAUGUGA